AUAGACAGUCGUGCCAGAGCGGGAGCUGCGGUUAGUUCACCUCUCUGACGCUCUUUGUACAGUCACAAAGAAACGUUAUCACUGUUGUCAUUUUUUUCCCUCCUCGAGUCAAGAUACCAAGUAGGACCAGAGUUUCCAUUUUGGAUAGGGGGGGCUGCAACCACACGCACCCACAGUUCUCCAGAGCCGCGACAACUCAAGACACAGAGAGAAAGAGGGAAGAGAACACAUGCACCAAUCAACUUCACUGGCAAAGGUGAAUGCCGUCAUGCCAUUUGGGUGCCUUGCCCUGCGAGAUGGGCGGAUUUAUGAUAGCAUGUCUGAUGUCACAGACAAAUAUGAGAUUGGACAGGUCCUCCGAGCGAAGGAGUUCUGCGAGCUGUGCCUGGCUAAAGACAGACAAACAGACAAGGUGUUUGUCUGCAAGAAAUUCCUCAAGAAAGACGGCAGGAAAGUCCGCAAGGCUGCCAAGAACGAAAUCAUGAUCCUGAAAUUGGUCAACCACCCAAACAUCCUUCAGCUGAUCGACACAUUCGAGACCCGGAAAGAAUACUUCAUCAUCCAGGAACUUGCUACAGGAGGAGAUGUAUUCGAUUGGAUUCUGGACCAGGGGAAUUACACAGAGAGAGACGCCUCCAAUGUCAUCAGACAAGUCCUUGAGGCUGUAGCGUACUUACACUCCCUCAACAUAGUUCACAGGAACCUGAAGCUGGAAAACCUGAUGUACUACACAGAAAACAAUCACAACAAAGUAGUUCUGCGAGAUUUCUACCUGUCCAGGUUUGAGAAUGGACCCAUCACAGAGCCUUGUGGAACACCAGAAUACCUGGCGCCGGAAGUGGUGGCUCGUCACCGAUAUGGUCGUCCUGUGGACUGCUGGGCUGUGGGUGUCAUUAUGUUCAUACUCUUAUCAGGUAACCCUCCUUUUUAUGAUGAGACAGAGGAGGAGAACACAGAUCUACAUAAUCGCAUCAUCUUCUGUCGCAUUGUUGCUGGCGAAUUUGAGUUUGAUUCUCCAUACUGGGAUGACAUUUCACCUGCAGCUAAGGAGCUCGUCUGUCGACUCAUGGAGGUGGACCAGAUGCUGAGAAUCACAGCGCAAGAUGCACUUUGGCAUGAAUGGAUUGCAGGGAAUGGUGCAUCAGAGAAGAACCUGAAGGAUGGUGUGUGUGCCCAGUUUGAGAAGAACUUUGCAAAGGCCAAAUGGCGGAAAGCAAUCCGUGUCACCACCUUCAUGCAACGACUGAAGAAUUCAGAGGCACUGAUUGACAGUUCAGCCGAGGUACAGGGCAGUGAGGAGGCAGGAGAUGGGGAAGGGGGUGUAUCCCAGGGGACAAGUGAUGAGGGAGAAAAAGGGGCGAGUGAUGGAGGUGUGACAUCAAGUAACGUGUCUUUAGAGGUGACAGUUGAAAAUAGACCAGCAGGUAUUGACCAGGAUGGAGAAAAACAGGAAGAAGUAAAGAUGAGUAAAGGCCCAUCCGUAAAAAUUUCCCCAUCAGAUAUUCAGGAGUCUCUCUGCCAAUCAAAUGCAGCACCCAAACUUCCACAGGAGGAGUCUGAUAAGAUUGGUGCAAAGAAAGCAGCAGGCGAUGGAACCAGGAAAAUAGCUGCCAAUUUGGGUCAAAAUAAAGUUGCUCCAGAAUCCACACCAACCCCAGUGGUGACCCCUAAACCCCCCAAGCUGACAGACGGUAUUUCAGGCACUAAACAUCCAUCCACCUCCCCUGAUCCCAGCAGCAAGCGUAAAAUGGCUGCAACACUCCAUGGACCUCCACCCACAGCCUCUGCUGCUACAACAGCCUCACCUGAGAAUAAGCCAGAAGCCACGCAGAAGGAGCAGAGGGAUGAGACUGACGGAAGCUGGUGUCAGACCCAACUACCUGAGGCAGUGGCAGAGAGGUCAGUGGGAGCACCUGUCACUCCAGCAAUUGGGCCUGGAACUGGGGUGGAUGCAGGUCCAGGAGUUAGGCUAAGGGGUGAUGCUAGCCCAGUGGUUAGAAAGGAUAAGGAUGCCAGGAAAACAGACAGAUAUAGUGCUGAGUUUAGCAUAGCCAGGGCAGGUCCUGCGACAGGACAGGGUUGUUAUACAGUAGGCAGCUCUGCUAGUUUGGGCCGGCAUGCCACACCAUACAACCCAGAAGUUGGGACUGUAGGCAUGGGGAUAGCAGGGAGCUAUGGGAGUCCGUACAGUUCUCUGUAUACGACUGGAGGAGGGGUAGGGAUGUACGGGACUGGGCUACACCAUGGAGGAGGUGGGAGUAGCACUACAAGUGACUGGCAAAUGGACAGUGUGAUUGAGCAGAUAGAGAAGCAAAUGGCUGCUGUUCUGGAGAAGAUUGAGGGAGACAUGCCCUCGCUGCUGGAGCAAAUCAGUGACUGCCCCCCUGAACCACCACGUGCACGGAGCACACAUGCCUCGCCUGCCACCUCCCGUACACGCUCCUCACAACACUCCUCAACUGAGAGCUCGGCCACUCCUCCACCUCUUCCCACCUCUCCCAGGCCUGCGUUGCCUUCUCUCCCUCGCCUUACUAUCCCUCCUCCCUCCUAUCCCCCACCUUCCCCACCCACACAGGCCGCAGGAGAGCAGGAGGACAGGGAUGGACAGAGGGGCACUGCGCGUCCCAGCCAGUCGCCCAGAGCUGGGAUGGGCAGGGGGCUAUGAAACAGGUGUUCAUGAUGCAAUACACAGCACCUGGAACACUGGAUUUGGGGACGAAUAAAGUAUAUCUUGAUUUCUCUUGGUCUUGAUUAACAGUUAAAACUUGAGAGUUUAAAGACUCACCCAGAAGAAGAAUCCACUUGAUCCCCAGAAGAAAAGUAACCAUGCAGUGUUGUUUGGUUGGUUGACAUUGAGGUGACUGGUUAAGAGAGAUCUCCCCAUGGCAUCCAAAUACUACAUAUUAUUACUGGAGUGUAGGGGAAGCAGUCCACUGCAUCUCUCAAUAAAUUUCUGCAUCUUAAAUCCAGAUUGUGUGUAUCAUAUGAUCACCAAACAACCUCCUCAUGCUGAAAUCCAAACACUCAGUGCAGUUUGAAAAUUUUGCAUUCACACAAGUAAGAACAGCAUGGUACAAUUCUCAGCUAAUAGUGAGAGUGAAAAACCUGAGGAAGCGUUAUGAUUUGCAUUGUCCACUACAAAUUGUAAAUACAGACAGAAAACUGAGUUCCUAAUUCUUGCUCUACUCCCAUGUUGUAAACUACCUUAUGGUCAAACAUUUACUUUUUUCAAAUCAGCUCAUCCCAUGUCAUUAUUUAUGUUCCUUUUAUUCAUGUAGCUAUUCAUUCUAUAGUGAAGUUGCAAAAUCAUGAGCUUGCAGUCAUACAGUUGUACAAAAUUAUGUGAAACUGGACUGAUCAAGCCUUUCCACUGAGAUUGAGAUUUGUUUUGUCAUAUUGUGUAUUUAAACUUGAACCUUCACUCAAAGUCUUGUGAGUUGCUUCACACUUGUUGGAGAGCCAGGGGAGAAAUUCCCUAAAUGCAAAAUAUUGUACAAAGGUUGCACGGUAACACAUGCAAACACACACACACACACACACACACACACACACACACACACACACACACACACACACACACUCCAACCCCUCUUCCUUUUCCAAAGUUCUCCAAAAACCUUGCCCAUAACAUUAGUUUUCAUUUUUCUUAAAUUUUGUUUUGGACACAUUCAUUUGGUACUGUUAAUUGGGCAGUGCUGUCUAGUUGCUCCUUUUUAGCUUCAAGAGUGUAAAAAAGUGUUUUUUUUCUGAAUUUCAUUCUGCUUUUGGAUCUAUGUAGCUCCAGGUUAUGUGCUUUUUUCCUGAACAAGUGUUAGACAUCCACUAUUCUGUCCCUAUGUAAACUGUACUCUGUUUGCAAGUCUUUCAAUAAAAAUCCAAAAUUAA
Messenger RNA from Thunnus maccoyii (southern bluefin tuna), 3885 nucleotides. It is a transcript of the gene camkvl, whose product is annotated as CaM kinase-like vesicle-associated, like. Gene Ontology annotation, biological process: peptidyl-serine phosphorylation. Gene Ontology annotation, molecular function: ATP binding; calmodulin binding; calcium/calmodulin-dependent protein kinase activity. Bases 230 to 2665 code for a protein of 811 amino acids. Gene Ontology annotation, cellular component: intracellular anatomical structure. The transcript is spliced from 12 exons. NCBI's taxonomy places the organism in Eukaryota, Metazoa, Chordata, Actinopteri, Scombriformes, Scombridae. The record is from RefSeq and is a predicted model, not a curated record.